Messenger RNA from Salvia hispanica, 1112 nucleotides. Lineage: Eukaryota; Viridiplantae; Streptophyta; Magnoliopsida; Lamiales; Lamiaceae. The record is from RefSeq and is a predicted model, not a curated record.
GUUGGUGAGUUUCCUUAAUUGUUUUGCUUCAAUUCUCUCUUGUAGUUGGUUUUGAUCAAUGGCAGAAGAUUUGCAUAAUGCCAAAACACUGGUAAAGAUAAAUUACGACUGGCAGGUGCAAAAUUACAAGGGGUAUAAGACUCAAGGGUACGGGGAAGCACUCGAGAGCCCUCGAUUUCCCGGGCCGAAUGGCCAUUCGUUCAAGAUCAAAUUCUACCCGGGAGGAGCUACGCUACCCGACUACAUUGACAACCGUGCAUCACUCGCCAUCGAAACUACACAAACAGCUCAGUUGGUUCUGGCUUUCCGGGCUAUGGAUCCAUAUGGUAUAACACACACCGACAAGGUUUCCUCAUUUGAUCAAAGACAAAUGUUUAGACGUGUGUUUACUGUCCAAGCUGGACAUACGUCUCCCACUCUUCUUAUGUUUAGAGCCAGUAUUGAACCCUUGAUAGGAUAUUCCCUAAAGAUUAAGGCAACCAUUGGGGUUUUUAUCGAUACCAUCAGCCCGCCAACUGAUCCUUUCCUGUUUUUUCGAGUAUAUGAUCAACGAUUCUUCGCAGAGCGGUCUAUAAUAGAAAAACGAUGCCCGGCUCUUCUAUCAAAUCACCAUGCCGAUGGCGACAUUGUAAUUCGGCAUGUUGAUUCAUAUAUAUUUGCGGCUCUGUUAUGGUUCAUAUAUAACAGGAGGCUUCAUUCUUGGGACCGACAAUUUAUCCUAAACUCCAACAGGCGUGAUCCCAAUUCGUUUCGCACGAGGAUCAGGAAAGUAGCUAUACUCUAUGAAUUGCCCGGUUUCGCUGACUAUUCGUUGGUGAAAUUGGAAGAUUUAUAUCGCCCAUUCUUGAAAGCAUGGAACACUUUACGGAAGAUUACCAAAGUUAAGAGCAAGGUAGAUAAAAUUAUGUCUGAUCCAUAAGCAAGUGAUUCACAAAUGAUGGAUUAUUGAAGGAAGAUUGGUGUGAUCAGAUUUUAUUAAUAAAUUUACAAAAAUACUUAGUAGAGAGAGCUACUUCAUUUUUUCUGUUAGGCGUUGUUGAUUACUUUCAUUCUAUUGAGUUUCGGUUGCGAUACAUUACGCCGUUGACAUAUUUCACUUUAUUUUUUCUUAG